AUGAGCUCAAUUGAGUUGGCGGGCUUGAGCCGCAGGAUCCGCUCCGUGAGGAGAAGUUUGAGAAUACAGCUGGAUGAGUCGCAAGGCUCAUGGAGCGGCCUCUCUGCUUCAUGCGUGAGACAGGCGCUCCUGGUCUACCUUUGGAGCCAAGCAAAGACGUCGCAUCAUGCUUUGGACGCCGCGGCUACCUACCUCGCUCGCGCUGCUCCUCUGGUGAUUGUGCAGGUGGCCGUGUCGGCGAAGGAUGCCUUCGAUGCUUUGUUUGCCGCUACUUCGGCAGCGUUGAUGGCUCGGUUGAGCACAGACCCACCUGCAUCGGAGCUGUACCGGGCUUGUGAUUUCAUUAUACAAUACCUGCUUCAUGAUUGGGUCAGGUCUCAAAAUGUCGAGUAUGGAGUGGCCCCCACAAGGCAGCAGUUAGUAAGACAGGCUUUGCUCUUUGUUCCGGACGGCCUUCCAGAGGCUGUAGAGAACCGCCUGUGUUUGCCUUUCUCUGGUGGCCUUCCAUCCCAACGGACAUAUUUGAGACGUUUUUGGAAAGCUUGGAACGGGCGCAUAGGCACCUUACCUGUCACAGCUUCUUUGCCAAUCCAUGUGUUGCAGGAGAAGGCCUAUUCUUUUUACCGGUGGGCCAACUGCAUCCCGCCAGACAAUAUUUUGGUCAACAUGGAUGAAUGUUCUUUGGCUGUGCACGUGGAAGGGUGCCGAGACUGUUUUGCGGUCUGUACGUGGUGCAGUGCGAGCAUCUUUGAGUACCCAGAGGUCCCGGAUGUUAUCAUUGCCAACAAGACCCAGUUUCCCAUCAAAUUUAUGAAGUCCUUGGAUCCGGCAAUCACGGAUCGAUUGAAAAUUUGGCGUGGUGCCACCGCAUGGAAUACUGCUGCAUUCAUGUGUUCCUAUUUGCGUCUUCUACAUGAAAAUUGGCAAUCUUACUGCCCUGAAAAGCCUUUGCCGCUCCUCUUCGACUGUGCUGCAUGCCACCUCCAUUCUACUGUGAGGUCAUUGGCCAAAACAUUGGGGUUGCAGGUCCUAGUGGUACCGGCUGGUGCUACCGGUACACUUCAACCGCUUGAUGCAUAUAUUUUUCGCACCCUACGCUGUGAGAUCCGGCGGCAGUGGACGCAGACAAAGAGCGAAGCUGCUGAAGGUGUUGUUUCCCGAGAAGCAUGGCUACGUGUGAUGGCCACUGCAGUGGAGACAGUGCUUUCGCAUCGAGAUUGGCAGCGGGCUUUUGAAGGAACUGGAGUGACCAAGCAGCAGAAUUGCAUAUCGUCGCAUGCAUUGAAAGCCUUGCAAUGGGAUGAGUGUCCAAAGAUUCCAGCUGGGCGCCCUAGUGUGGGGCAAGCAUCGUGUAUCUUCCCAAGCCGCGGUGCUGGAAGUGGCAACAUUGAAGCAUGGGUGAAAGAGUGCGCUGGUGAUGACAGCUUAAUUCCAUACAUCCGCUCAUGGAGCGGCCUCUCUGCUUCAUGCGUGAGACAGGCGCUCCUGGUCUACCUUUUGAGCCAAGCAAAGACGUCGCAUCAUGCUUUGGACGCCGCGGCUACCUACCUCGCUCGCGCUGCUCCUCUGGUGAUUGUGCAGGUGGCCGUGUCGGCGAAGGAUGCCUUCGAUGCUUUGUUUGCCGCUACUUCGGCAGCGUUGAUGGCUCGGUUGAGCACAGACCCACCUGCAUCGGAGCUGUACCGGGCUUGUGAUUUCAUUAUACAAUACCUGCUUCAUGAUUGGGUCAGGUCUCAAAAUGUCGAGUAUGGAGUGGCCCCCACAAGGCAGCAGUUAGUAAGACAGGCUUUGCUCUUUGUUCCGGACGGCCUUCCAGAGGCUGUAGAGAACCGCCUGUGUUUGCCUUUCUAUGGUGGCCCUCCAUCCCAACGGGCAUAUUUGAGACGUUUUCGGAAAGCUUGGAACGGGCGCAUAGGCACCUUACCUGUCACAGCUUCUUUGCCAAUCCAUGUGUUGCAGGAGAAGGCCUAUUCUUUUUACCGGUGGGCCAACUGCAUCCCGCCAGACAAUAUUUUGGUCAACAUGGAUGAAUGUUCUUUGGCUGUGCACGUGGAAGGGUGCCGAGGUACUGUUUUGCGGUCUGUACGUGGUGCAGUGCGAGCAUCUUUGAGUACCCAGAGGUCCCGGAUGACGCUCUUAGCAUCAGUGUCUACAGACUUCGGUUUCAACGCAAUCUUGCCGCAGGUUAUCAUUGCCAACAAGACCCAGUUUCCCAUCAAAUUUAUGAAGUCCUUGGAUCCGGCAAUCACGGAUCGAUUGAAAAUUUGGCGUGGUGCCACCGCAUGGAAUACUGCUGCAUUCAUGUGUUCCUAUUUGCGUCUUCUACAUGAAAAUUGGCAAUCUUACUGCCCUGAAAAGCCUUUGACGCUCCUCUUCGACUGUGCUGCAUGCCACCUCCAUUCUACUGUGAGGUCAUUGGCCAAAACAUUGGGGUUGCAGGUCCUAGUGGUGCCGGCUGGUGCUACCGGUACACUUCAACCGCUUGAUGCAUAUAUUUUUCGCACCCUACGCUGUGAGAUCCGGCGGCAGUGGACGCAGACAAAGAGCGAAGCUGCUGAAGGUGUUGUUUCCCGAGAAGCAUGGCUACGUGUGAUGGCCACUGCAGUGGAGACAGUGCUUUCGCAUCGAGAUUGGCAGCGGGCUUUUGAAGGAACUGGAGUGACCAAGCAGCAGAAUUGCAUAUCGUCGCAUGCAUUGAAAGCCUUGCAAUGGGAUGAGUGUCCAAAGAUUCCAGCUGGGCGCCCUAGUGUGGGGCAAGCAUCGUGUAUCUUCCCAAGCCGCGGUGCUGGAAGUGGCAACAUUGAAGCAUGGGUGAAAGAGUGCGCUGGUGAUGACAGCUUAAUUCCAUACAUCCGAACCUUGAACUGA
Molecule: messenger RNA, 2868 nt
Organism: Cladocopium goreaui
Lineage: Eukaryota; Dinophyceae; Suessiales; Symbiodiniaceae
Source: the annotation of a GenBank genome assembly